AUGAAUGUAUCCGGAACAUUGAGCUUCUUCAGGCUCUUUAGAGAUCCGUCUCUAUGCUUACCGCACCACACAGUAUCUACCUUCAACCACCUACCAAUUCCUCUUUCUCGCCCUUUCACCAAGGCAGAUGGUGAGAAGAAGGUAGACAUUCGGGCUGUUGUGCUUGACAAGGAUAAUUGUUUUGCUGUACCCAAGGAAAAUGAAGUUUAUGAGCCAUAUGCAGAACGCUUCGAGGAACUACGCAAAGCAUAUCCUGGAUCUCGUCUGCUAAUUGUAUCAAAUUCUGCUGGCACUCUAUCAGAUCCUACCGGAGCGGAAGCAGACCUUUUGGAAAAGAACACUGGAGUUAAAAAACCUGGUUGUCAUCCUGAUGUGCUAUCAUAUCUUCGAAAUGCUCCUGACACCGGAGUUACUCAUCCAUCUCAAGUCGCCAUUGUGGGAGACAGGCUCUUUACUGAUGUGAUGAUGGCAAACAUGAUGGGCUCAUAUGGCUUCUGGAUCAGAGACGGCGUCGUGGAAGAAAAAGGACUCAGAAGUCUUUCAGGCUUCCUCACUCGCCGUGGCUACGUCCCGCCAUCUCCCCAAAACCAAUUUGAGUAA
This is a messenger RNA of Aureobasidium musti, 600 nucleotides long. Lineage: Eukaryota; Fungi; Ascomycota; Dothideomycetes; Dothideales; Saccotheciaceae. The record is from the annotation of a GenBank genome assembly.